AGCUUGUCCUUUCUCUGGUGAAAAUUCAGUAUCUGUAGCUUUACUUCCAUCCAGCUCCCUGUUCUACAUUUGACGCACUCCCUCCUCGGCUGCUCCGUCUCUCUCUCUCUCUCCUGUUCUGUCCAUUUUUUCCCCAGACUUCUGGGGGAAGGUGAGAGAAAGAGAAGGAGGAAAGACGGAGACGUGUAGAUGUGACCGCUGAGAGAAACACAAACACACUCUACCAGCAGAGGAAACGGGAGGUGUGUCCUCCCCCCUCCUCCCUCCCUCCCUCUCUCUCUCUCCUCCAGCUGUUUAAAAGCAGCUGGUGGUCGUGCGAGCCUCCACUCUGUAUUGUGGCCCUGGAGCAGACAUGACAGCGGUGGGACAACUGGUGCUGGUACUGGGUUUACUGGUCAGCGCUCACUGUGAGGUGAGAGCAAGAGACCCCGAGGUGGAGGAAGAGGAGGAGGAGCUGAGAGCAAGAGCUUCAGCAGGAGGAGGAGGAGGACUGGCAGCGGGGGGGCUUCACCCAGGGGCCACUGAGACCCCCCCAGUGGGAGAGAGAGGCAACUACCCAGCCCGGACUGGGAACUGGUGUGCCUUCGUGCAGAAGCGUGUGGUAACGACGGCCAUGGUGUGUGGAACAGAGAAGUACACCAUCAAGUCUCAGAGUCCCUGUCCGAGCGGGAUCCCAGACUGUCAGCUGGUCUUGUACAAGCUGUCCACCAGGCCGGUGUACACUCAGAAGCAGAAGGUCUUCACCACUCUACAGUGGCGUUGCUGCCCGGGACACGGAGGACACAACUGCGAAGACACAGUCCCGGACCCUCAGCUGGAUCCUGGAAGCUCGAAUCUGACUGGAGGAUCUGAGAGAACAGAGCCCCGUGGUCCAGAUGAGCAGGCGCGACUCCAGCGGCGGCAGGGCGACCCGAACCGCGAACAGAACGACCACCAGGCGUCCGUCGGCGAGCUGUAUGACGCCGGCGACCCCGACAGCCAGCACAACACCACACACCCGGACCAGGGCCCAGGGCACGCCCACGACCCCCAUCGAGCGUCACACCACGCCGUAAACACGUACGACCCCCACCACCACCGGCGGAAGGAACACCACCUUCCUGAUGAGGCGGAUGCCACUGUUGCCCUCCUCGUCCCCCACAUGCUGGCCCUGGUCAUGUCACAGCUGCAGCCAGUCCUACAGGGCUUCAACCGCUCGCUGGAGCACCUGAGCCGGCAGGUAGGGGACCUGGCCAGUGAUGUGGCCCAGCUGAAGAGCAGCCAGCGGGGGGCGGAGCUGCGGGCGGGGCCCCUGGAGGGACCGGAGAUUGAAGAGGCAGCAGAGGAACGCUUGGAUGUCAAACUGGGCGAGGUGUUUCAGCAACUCAGGGAGGUGCGGAGGCAGAUGGAAAGUCAGCGGACAGAGAUGGAGAACAGGUUGCACUCCCAGCAUGCAAUGCUGCACUACAACCUCACCAGCUUUAAGACGGACGUGGACAUGAAGCUGAAACAUCACCAGAAGAUGCUGCAGGUCAGCCUGCAGGCUAUGAACACCACAUUGUCUGAGCUGAAGCUGGACCAGGAUCAGGCCAACGAGACGCAGCUGGAUGACCACCUCCCUCUUCCUUCCCUGGCUCCCCCCCGGCCGCAGCAGCCCUCAGACUCCUCCGCACUCUGGUUGGCCAUCGAACGACUGGACAACAUGGUGGUCAACAACACGGUGAAGGUGAGCGGGCUGAUGGAGGACGUGGAGGUGACCUCGGGGAACGUCCGGUGGCUGAAGUGGGACUUGAAGGAGCUGGAGAAGCAGAUCAACCGGACCGCCCGGAAUACCCAGAUCCUGUUCAUGGAGACGGGGCUGGAGGUGGAGGACGCGAAGGUGGCGGUGCUGAAGCGGGUGGAGGAGCUCGCGGGGAACCUGACUCAGCACGACAAGCAUCUGCAGGAGGUGGACGUGGACAUGGACUACCUGUACGUCAACCUCUACCAGAACCACUCGGCCGGAGACUGCGACUGCAAGGGGCUGAAGGCCGCCGUGGUCCGCCUGGAGACCAGCCUGGCCAACGUGACGGCGCUGGCCAAUGAGAACAGGUUGGCCCUGGAUGAGGACAGCGAGGGAGGGGCGGAGCUGCAGGACGGGGGCAGCGACUGGGAGCCGGCGGUGGAGGCGCUUCAACGUGGCCUCCAGCAGGCGAAGGAGUCCCUGGCCUCGGAGCAGAGCAGGACCAGGACUCUGGAGCACAGCCUGUCCCGGCUGGGCGGCUCGGUGACGCUCAGUCUGGCCGAGGUCUCUGGCCUGAAGGAGCGGGACAAAAAGCUGAGGGAGGAAAUGCAGCACCUGUCCAGCUCCUUCACCUCUCUGCUGAAGGACGCCGUCCGACACAGCGAUGUGCUGGAGCUGCUGGUGGGGGAGGAGGUGCUAGAUUUCCUGGAGUUGCCCCUCGAGGACCGGAAGGCCAUGUCCAUCCUGGCCCUGAAGGAGCAGCUGAGGAACCUGCAGGAGCAACUGACAGAACACAACCUGAGUAUCACAACACUGCUCGGCAACAGGCCAGGGGGCAGAGAGGAAGUGCCGUCUGCUGACCAGCCCUCCUCCUCCCACCUCCUCCCUGACGACUGGCUUCCCGGUGGCACGAGGAGGAGCAGGAGUGAAGUUCCAGCCAGGGAGCGACAGCUUCUCCUCUACCCUGACAUGAGGCGUCCGGCGCACAGAGGAGACGGCAGCGAUCUGUGGAACCUGGAGAAAACGGUGGAGGAGCUGGGGCUGAAGGUGCACCGGCUGGCCGAGAAACCCUGCCCCUGCCCCAACACCUCCGCCGAGAGGGAGGUGCCGCCCGGCGGCGUGGACGCCAAACUGCAGGCGGAGGUGACGUGGCUGAAGAGAGGGCUGGAGGAACAUCUGAGAGUGUUCAAGAACGUUUUCAGUAACGCUGACGUGCUGGCGGGGUCCGACGCCACGCUGGAGCUCGAUAAACUGUGGCAGCUGGUGAAGAACAAAAACGGGAAGAAAGAAAAGAAGGGAGGAGGAGGAGGAGGAGGAGGGGAGGGAUCAGCAAGAGGAGGAAACCAUCGAAACACGAGGGACUUAUCAGGUGUUGGUCCUGUCCCAUCCGGCCUAUCAGAGGACUCUCUGCUGUUCGUGGCUGGAUCUCCUCUGAGUGUCUCAAACGGCGUCAUCUUGUUCGAAGCAUCUCUGAACCGGGGUCGGUUUUACUCAGACACAGGCACCUUCACGGCUCCGGUGGACGGGAUCUACAUGUUCAUCCUCACCUUGGACUUGAGGCCGGGCCCCACCCAUGUGGUCCUGAGGAGGGGGUCGGGCGGAGCUCUGGUGUCUCUACACCGACAGAAGGUGACGGAGGCGGGGCCGGCCACAGGUGUGGGCCUCCUGCCGCUGAGGAAAAGGGAGGUGGUGAGGCUGGAACUGAGGGGAGGAGCAUGGGGGGAGUCAGAGGACAAUGUGUUCACCGGGAUGCUGCUCCACCGGACCACCUGAGGGCGCCUUGGAUCAACCAGCUGACUAUUGGAGGAAAGACACUGAUCAGAGACUCUGGUAGCGGCAGAGUCACCGAGGUUCAGAAUUUGAGUUGAAACGCUUUCAAGAUGAGAAUUUAACAUUUGCUGAAAUCCAGUCAAUGGAGGUUUUAUUCCAAAAGCACCUUACAGUAUCAUUAAUAGAUAGAUUGUGUUGGAUUCAGAGGGAAUCAAACCCUGAACCCUUAAAACCACCUGUCAGUUCGGAUAAAUCUGUGGACUGCAGAUUAGUUUGAGCUCUGUAAAUGUCUUGGACUAAAAUUCUUAUGCGCAGACCUCCACACCAAGAUAAAACUGACUCUCGUUGCUCAGCUCUCAGUUGUUUCCCCCAAUCCUAGCAUGUAUUUCCUGUUUCAGUGCAUGUCUGAGUUUAGAGCGAAGCUCGAGUCAGGAUGUGGUUAGCCUAGCUUAGCAUAAAGACUGGAAGUAGGGGGAAGCAGCUAGCCCGGCUCUGUCCAAAGUUCAGAACUCCUUUUAAAGCUCACUGAUUAACACCUUGUAUCUCGUCUGUCUAAUCUCAAUCGAUUGGUGGUUUUAGUGGGAGUUGCUGUAAGUGCUGCGACAUUAUACUGACUACCAACAAUCUAUCCACCGGCCCAGUACUUCUGUCCAGCGUCUCUGGUCGUAGUCCAGGUUGCCAGAUUCGGCAGGUGUACACAAGCUGUGGUUUUCAGUCCACGCAGCGACUGUCGUUCCAUAAAAACUAGUCACAACUUUGACCAAAACCACAAAAUCCAGUUUUUACAUUUCUGUUUUUGUACGAAUUAAAGAAACAUUAUUCAACACGCAUUAUUCAAUGCGUGAGCUUUAGAAGAGCUGGUAGGUGCAUUUUUGAAGUUUGGACAGAGCCAGGCUAGCCGUUUCCCCUGGCUUCCAGUCUUUAUGCUAAGCUAAGCUAACCACUUCCUGAUUCCAGCUCCAAAAACCAGGACAAUCACGUAACUUACUGUUUGCAUAAGGAAACUCCAAUGGGCUGAUGGACUAGAAGGGGCAGAACAGUCACCAUUAAAUAUUCUCAGUGCUCCUUGGUAAACAGUCUGACUGCCGCUGCCUCGCUCUACUGACUGAGCCCAACGCAACAAGCUUCAAACCGUCAUGAGUAUUUGCCCGAUCUGUUUGGUGUCUCGACUGUGAUCGGCAGGGCUGACCCUGCACAGUCACUUUAACCUCGAGUCUUGACUAAUCGUCAGCUUGAAAAACCUGACCACAGAUCAGCUGCUGCCACUUCUAUCUGAGGCUGAGGACGGUUAAAAAAAAAAAAGUCAGUGUAUGCCUGUAAAACUGAGCUGAGCUUAUUUUGUUAAGGUUCCAGCAGAAUUAUGUGCAAACUAUUCACGUCAAUGAGUUUUGUUUAAAAAAAAAAAA
Xiphias gladius (swordfish) is the source of this 4878-nucleotide messenger RNA. It is a transcript of the gene mmrn2a, whose product is annotated as multimerin 2a. The record is from RefSeq and is a predicted model, not a curated record. Gene Ontology annotation, molecular function: protein binding. The transcript has 12 exons. The coding region runs from base 353 to 3475 and encodes 1040 amino acids. NCBI's taxonomy places the organism in Eukaryota, Metazoa, Chordata, Actinopteri, Istiophoriformes, Xiphiidae.